AUGAAGUCCCUAUUACUCACUCUUGCAAUUGUUUUGCUCCUGGCCCAGUUGAUCUCAGGUAGUUUCUUUAUUAAAAAGUGUGCAAACAGAUAUGGAAAUUGCAGGAAGAAGUGCAAAAGUGGAGAGAUACAGGUACAGCCUCCGACUUCCAUGUGCAGCAGUCAAAAACUGUGCUGCAUUCUGCCUAGCAAAGAGCUUUCUCUCAUCUGUGGUGACAACUUAAAGAGUACAGCUGCAGCAGGAACUGCAAGAACUAUGGCGACCGCGGCGGCGACUACCCGGGUUCUGUCCACCAGGGGGCCCAUGAUCCCGGUGACAACGACCACGGCGGCGGCGACCCGGGCGGCGACGACCACGGCGGCGGCGGCGACCCGGGCGGCGACGACCAAGGCGGCGGCGGCGACCCGGGCGGCGACGACCAAGGUGGCGGCGACGACCAAGGUGGCGGUGACGACCAAGGUGGCGGCGACGACCAAGGUGGCGGUGACGACCACGGCGGCGGCGACCCGGGCGGCGGCGACCAAGGUGGCGGCGACGACCAAGGUGGCGGCGACGACCAAGGUGGCGGCGACGACCAAGGUGGCGACGACCCAGAUGACGACGAUCCGAGUGACGACGUCCCCGGUGGCGGCCGGUAUUAUUCGUGUCUCUUGAGCAUUCCAGCCUCUGUCUCCUGACAUAAGUAAGAGCUCUCGUUUAUUAAA
Messenger RNA from Hipposideros armiger (great roundleaf bat), 704 nucleotides. RefSeq names its product defensin beta 126 (gene DEFB126). The transcript has 2 exons. Gene Ontology annotation, cellular component: extracellular region. Gene Ontology annotation, biological process: innate immune response. Bases 1 to 654 code for a protein of 217 amino acids. Lineage: Eukaryota; Metazoa; Chordata; Mammalia; Chiroptera; Hipposideridae. The record is from RefSeq and is a predicted model, not a curated record.